Molecule: messenger RNA, 495 nt
Organism: Penicillium canariense
Lineage: Eukaryota; Fungi; Ascomycota; Eurotiomycetes; Eurotiales; Aspergillaceae
Product: SDR family NAD(P)-dependent oxidoreductase
Exons: 1
Coding region: 1-495 (164 amino acids)
Source: RefSeq, a predicted model, not a curated record
AUGUCGCAAGUUCAACUUGACCCCGGCAUUCUCUCUGGAGCCGCAAACAAAACGGUCCUGGUAACAGGCGCAGCUCGCGGGAUCGGUGCUGCAACAGCGGCGCUGUUUAACCACCACGGCGCGAAUGUGGUGAUCGCGGACCUAGCCCAGUUCCGUGAGACGGCAGAGCAACUGAUCCAAUCCCAAUUCAGCAAUCCGGAGCGCGUGCUGUUUAUCCCUGGAAAUAUCGUUGACUGGGCGCAGUUGACAGCAUGUUUUAAGAUUGCCGUUGACCGGUUCGGCGGAAUCGAUAUCGUCGUCGCGAAUGCGGGGAUUAUGGAGUCAAGCCCCGUUCUGGCUCUGGACGACGUUGAUGAAAAUGGGAGUCUACUGGAGAAUGAUGAAGCGGGCAGGGUUAUCGACGUUAACUUGAAGGGAACCUUGAAUAGUAUGCCACACUGCUCUUUUGGCCAUUGCGGGUUUUAUUUGGGCUCUACGCUCUACUUGCGUCUAUGA